AUGAGUGAAAAUCUUUGUUUUGCAGUUCGAGCAUCCGAUGCAUUAUCUUUAUUUCGAGGAACCAAUUCACCCACUUCGAUAUUUCAAACAACUGCAAAUAAUGGUAAAUCUUGUCGAAUAUCGAGAUUUAGCAAUACAGGCCAAUAUUUUGCCUAUUGCGAUGGAGUUAAAACAGUUGUAAUUGAAAUAGCCACUGCUGAGGAAGCAAUAAGUGUUGAUUUGCCUCGCACACAGAAAAUAGUAUUUUCUACGAAGGAUCAUAUUAUGAUCACAUAUGAACCACAUGUUACAUAUGGUCCAAGAGUGAAUGGUAUAGAAGGACGACAGCGUAAGCCACCGCCAAACAUGCGCAUUUGGACUCUUCCUGAUGGAAGACUUUUGGCUGCAGUUACUGCUCAGAAUGUGAAUUCUGGUAAGAUGGAUUGGUCUGAUGAUGAAAGUUGUGCCUUACGCGUGAUUGGUUCAGAGUUAAUGAUUGGAAAAUCUAUAUUUUCAGAAAAAUAUCAUUCUAAGUUGGCAGUUCCAAAGAUUGAUGAUUUUGCAUUAAGUCGCGGUUCGGAACCCUAUCACUGUGCUAUUCAUAUUCGUGCUUUCGGUGGCCAGCCAGCCCUCACUCAGAUCAGAAAGUACAAUUUUUUAUUUUAA
Dracunculus medinensis (Guinea worm) is the source of this 645-nucleotide messenger RNA. The record is from the annotation of a GenBank genome assembly. Lineage: Eukaryota; Metazoa; Nematoda; Chromadorea; Rhabditida; Dracunculidae.